AUGUUUACUGAUGAAAAUCUUGGUGCUGUCGGCUUUCAGUCUUCCUGGAAGCAACAAAGGCAAACAGAAGAAUCAGGUAGUCAGACAAAACAGGUGAAAUGUAAGGAAGCUGAAACCCAAUUAUGUGAUUAUACAGAGAAACAGUGUCAGACAAUUCCACAGACAUUUUCAGAUUUACACAUUCAACAAGAUGACUCUCCUGAAUUAGCAGCAUUUCUCCAAAAGAUUGAACCCUUGCUCUACAAAGAACUUGAUAAAAAUGCUAAAAGCCAAGCCUUCAAAGGUUUCCAAGUAAGCUGGGAAGAGGAGUCAACAGCAGUAUGUGAAAAAUACAUCCUCACCCAUGCUGAAUUAAAAGAAGAACUACAAGUCACAGGAUUGUCUUGGAAUUCCUCUGGUUCUGUUAUUGCUGUUUCAUAUCCUCUCAAACAAAAUUUGAAAAUAUGGAAAUCCUAA
Molecule: messenger RNA, 456 nt
Organism: Acanthosepion pharaonis
Lineage: Eukaryota; Metazoa; Mollusca; Cephalopoda; Sepiida; Sepiidae
Source: the annotation of a GenBank genome assembly